AUGGGUUUGAGCAUCAGCAAAUUAUUUCAAAGUCUCUUUGGCAAAAGAGAGAUGCGUAUCCUUAUGGUCGGUCUUGAUGCUGCCGGUAAAACAACCAUUUUAUAUAAACUCAAGCUCGGUGAAAUCGUAACCACUAUCCCUACGAUUGGCUUCAAUGUAGAAACUGUUGAAUAUCGCAAUAUUUCUUUCACAGUUUGGGAUGUUGGUGGUCAAGACAAGAUUCGGCCUUUAUGGAGACACUACUUCCAAAACACCCAAGGUAUUAUUUUUGUUGUUGACUCCAACGAUCGUGAACGUAUUUCUGAGGCUCAUGAAGAACUGCAACGUAUGCUUAAUGAAGACGAACUUCGCGAUGCCCUUUUGUUGGUCUUUGCCAAUAAGCAAGACUUGCCAAAUGCUAUGAAUGCUGCUGAAAUCACUGACAAGCUUGGUCUUCACUCUCUUCGCCAUCGCCAAUGGUAUAUCCAAGCCACUUGUGCUACUAGUGGUGAUGGUCUUUACGAAGGUCUUGAGUGGCUGUCUACCAACCUCAAGAACCAGUAA
Molecule: messenger RNA, 543 nt
Organism: Schizosaccharomyces osmophilus
Lineage: Eukaryota; Fungi; Ascomycota; Schizosaccharomycetes; Schizosaccharomycetales; Schizosaccharomycetaceae
Gene: arf1
Product: ADP-ribosylation factor, Arf family Arf1
Exons: 2
Coding region: 1-543 (180 amino acids)
Biological process (GO): intracellular protein transport; vesicle-mediated transport
Cellular component (GO): cytoplasm; plasma membrane
Molecular function (GO): GTP binding; GTPase activity
Source: RefSeq, a predicted model, not a curated record